CCAUCAUGUAAGGAACGGAAAAGUCAAACAGUUGAAAAAUGUUUAUAUCAUGAUCGUGCACAAACAUUGGUUUUUAUUCAUUAGUGUUUUGUUAUUUGCAAUAAGUGUCGUUUACGAUUAUAAGUGGUUAAGUUUUAUCUCUAGUAUAGUUAUAAUAUUUUAUAGUGAAUAUAACCUUAAAAUCAAAGUUUUAACACAUUGCGCGGGCUGUUUUAGUUCAUUGUAUUCCAGAGUUCAAGGGUAUUUUAGAAAGUAUAUUAACUAUAGCACUCGUACAGGUGUUUAUUGUAGUACACCAGAAAUGCAGAAUCGUUACACCACUGGAAUAUUUAAAAAUGAUAGUAUGGUGUCUCCGAUUAGAAAAAAUGACCAGAGUGGCAUUUAUAAUGGAUCACCUUUGAACAGAUCUCAGGACCUUGGGGGUGGCUCACCUUUUAACAGACUAUCUAGGUAUUCAUUAUCUGAAAAUGUGGAUCGUUCACCUAUGAGCAGCACAAAAUUAAAUUCUUCAUUUGGAAGUCCACAGUUUCGAUCGAGAGCUGCUGGUGUAAAAACAAUGCAGACUGUGGCAGGACCACUGCUAGCUUCAACAAGACAUAGAAUAAAUCCAAGUUUGUAUACUGAUGUAAAUAGUCCAGGCUUAACGCAAAGAAUUGUACACUACAGUGAAAGUUUUCAAAAUGAAAGACCUACAAUAGAGCAGCGAUAUAAGGGUGUUGGACAGUUACCUAUAGUAAAUUUAAAUAGAAAUCAGCCUAGAAAACCUCCUGUAAAUAAAUCUUCUGUUAGGAUAAGAAUUGCACCUCCAGAUGUCUCGUCAGUAACAGAACAAAGACUACAUAUGCUAAACACAGAUCAGCAUCGGCCAAUAGUUCCUUCUCCGAUUCAGGAAUCAAUUGCAUCUCCUACAAAAAGUGUGCUUGAAGCACUAAAAGAAAUCAGUCGAAAAAGAAUUCACACCCAGGACGAUUCAGAAUAUAGCUUUUCAGAAGAUAUUUCCAAAAGACAAAGAAAGGAAUCGUUGACCAGAAAUAAUGUUAGUUCCACUCCAUUUGCAAGGCCUCCUAUAUCUAAACGACCCAGAGAUGACGAAUCGCAUGAUUUUGUUGACACUUCUGUAUUUAGUAGACUUUCGCCUAAUGAUAGCAGUUAUAAAAAUUGGAGGCCGAAAAAGAAACAGAGGAAUGAAGUGCUGAAGUGCAAUGAUAUUUUGAGCUCUCUGAGUUCAAGCAGGCAUCUUCAAAGAGAAAAUCACAAGAGAAAGGCUGAGCUAAGUCCUAGAGAAAACGCGAAACAUAUGAAACUCACAAUUCAUAAUGUUUCCAACAUCAGUAUAGGUGGAGAAGAUGACGACAAAGACAAUGUCGAAGCAUCUCCUUCUCCUAAUGUUACUAAUGUAAAAACUGCCACAAUCAUUGCCGUCAGUUCAGAAGAUACAGAAAAGCCAAAAGAAUCGCCGAAAGUGAAAAUGUUUAAUAAAAGUCACAAUAAAGAAAUAAUUUCACAUGCAGACAGCUCUGAUGAUGAAAAUGAUUUUGAGAAAAUGGCCUUUGUUAAGCCAAGAAAGGAAAUGUACAAUCAUACGGGAUUAAAUUAUACUGAGGAAUGUAAGUUGAAACAGAUGUUGAAUUGCUUGAGUGAAAAGGGCCUCGGGGAUAAACUGAAGUUAAAAAGACAAGAAACUGUAGAUAAUCCUAUUCCUAUUCCCAAACUUGUUAAUUUUACAUUGGAAAAGGAAAAUGAGUUAGUUAAUCAAAGCAGUUCUAUUAUUACUAAUGUAUUAAAACCAGGAAUAGAUAAUAAUGCAGCAAAGACAUCUGUUAGUAGUUUUGUGCCACCAACGACAACAUCAAAAAGCAAUGAUGAUGCUACUCCCAAAAGCACAAUAUCUAUGGUGCCACCAAAAAGCACAACCUUUACUAUGCCACCGAACAGUACUACUCUUUCUCCCGGUUUCACAUUGCCAGCUGCAUCAAAGCCUGCAGAGAAAUUCCAAACAGUUACAAGUACCUCAAAUUCUGCUUUAAAUAAUAAAAUUCAAGUGAGUGCCACAAGUACAAGUACUUUGCCAACUUUAACAAGUUCACCUACAUUUUCUUUUGGAAAGUCUAAUCCAAGUGCAAUAUCAUCUCCUUUAAACCAAACAUUGAAUUCCUCAUCAAAAGAUAUCAAUAGUGAAAAAUUAUUAGUAUCUACAUCCAAUAGUGCACCAACGAUCCUAAAUUCAAGUAUUCAAUCAAACAAAAUAGCUGUGAGUACACCAAUGUUCAAUUCUCCCACAACCACAACUCCAAAUUUGAACAAAACACCAAGUUUAUUUGGUAAUUUGAAUACAACAGCGUCCUUAACAGCAAGUACUACCAGUUUGAACUCUGAUCAAUUGAAAUCAAACUUUAAACCAACCAUUUUGCCAAAACAAGACUCUCCAUCAAUUAAUGGUGAGGUAAAGUCGAACACUGGUUUUACUCUACCAACACAGGUUAAACCAGUGGUAUCAUCAUCAGCACCGACAUUUAUUUUUGGAAACAGUACACCUCAGACUACAACUUCAUCCCAAACUGCUGCUCCACAAUUUAAUUUUGUAAAUAGUACAAGUACAAGUAAAUCUGGUAAUAAUACUCUUAGUGGAUUAUCUGCUAAUAAACAAGAAGCGUCAGUCACUUCAGCCUCAACUAAUAAUGCAACAUUUAAUUUUGGAUCUGCAACCAAUAAUGGUGGUGGUAGUGGUUCAAUUUUUGGAGCUAACAAAUCAACAGUGUUUGGUGCAGCAACAAGUAUUACAACCAGUGCUAGCUUUAAUGCGCCGAUAACAACUCCAGCCUUUGGUGCUACUAAGGCAGCUAUGAAUACAACUUUUGUUGCAACCACAGCAUCAAUUCCUGUUUCAAAUACACCAUCAAUAUUUGGAAAUACAGCGACCACCAAGCCCACUUUUGGAGCAUCAGUUACAACAGCAUCAUCUACUUUUGGAGCUUCAGUUACAACAGCAUCAUCCACUUUUGGAGCAUCAGUUACAACAGCAUCAUCCACUUUUGGAGCUUCAGUUACAACAGCUUCAUCUGCUUUUGGAGCAUCAGUUACAACAGCAUCUACUUUUGGAGCAGUUGCACCGGCUACAACCACAUCCUCUAUUUUUGGAGCAGUUGCAUCAAAAACAACAGCAUCAUCUACUUUUGGAGCAGUUGCAUCAGUUACAACAGCAUCAACUACUUUUGGAAUUUCUACUAAAACUUCAUCGGCUACUUUUGGCCCUUCUACUACAACUUCAUUAUCUACUUUUGCCAUUCCCACUACAACUGCAUCUACUUUUGGUAUCCCCACUACAACCUCAUCAGUUUUUGGUGCAGCAAAGUCACCAAUAUCAUUUGGUGCAACUGCAACUAAACCAAAUGCGACGUCACUGUUUGGUAAUGGUUUGCCAUCUACAACUUCAAAGCCUGGAGGUUUCAGUUUUGGAAAUAGCACUACAAAUGCUUCUCCUUUAGGAACAUUUGGUGCAAAUUCAGUCACUACAGCUACUUUUGGUGCUACAACAACAGCAGUAUCGUUUGGAACAGCGGCUUCUCCUCCUGUGUUUGGUGCCACGACCAAAGCGAGUGCGUUUGGAGGUGCAACUGCAGCACCUGCAUUCGGAACAGCGUCGGCUACACCAACAUUUGGGGCUACUACUUCAGCCUCUACAUUUGGUGCAACUUCAGCCACACCAGCAUUUGGGGCUACAUCUUCAACCCCUGCAUUUGGUGCAACGUCUGCUACCUCUUCUGCAUUUGGUAAUUCAACAGCUGCACCUGCUUUUGGUGCAAGCUCAGCAACAAAACCUGCUUUUGGCGUAUCCUCAACAGCUCCCAUUUUUGGUGGAGCUUCAAACCCUGGUUUUGGUGCAGCUACUCCAGCAUUUGGUUCAUCAUCAACAACGCCUGCUUUUGGAGCUGCACCAGCAGCAGCACCGCCUGCUUACGGGGCAACAACUACAAGUGCUCCUGCAUUUGGAACUGGCACAGCAACGGUUUCUUUUGGUGCCGGAUCUACAAAUACUGCAUUUAACAGUCCAAGUGCAAGUGGCAGUAUGUUUGGGGCUAAUAAUCAGCCAACAACAAAUCCUACUGAUAAAAGUGGUGUGUUUACUUUUGGAAGUAAUACCAAUAGUUCAACACCAUUUCAGUUUGGUGCUCAAAACACUGCUGGAAAGGGAUUUAAUUUCAAUGCUCCCGCUGUGACUCCUGCUUUUGGUGCAGGCACACCUUCUGUUGCCGCACCCAAUUUCAAUAGCACAAUAGCCAGUCCAAGUCCUGCAUUCGGGGUGCCUAAUCCAGGAUUUGGUGCAAAUCCAGCUGGUGGAACUAUGUUUAAUAUUGGAGCUGGAGGUGGAGCCAAGCCGAGAAUCCGGGCUCGAAGGCAAAGAUAAUGUAUAUAAAUCGAAACUAGUUUGUUGUAUUGUUUAUUGAUAUACUUGUAAACAGUAUGAUAAUUUAUAAUUGAAAUGACUCAGUUUGAGUUUGAUAUAUAAAAAUAUUUAUGUUAAUUUAGGAUAAGAAUAUGCGACGUUCGGCAUGACAUAGUAAUUUUUAUAUCCCCUAUAUUUGAACAAAUAUUUAUAUAGGCGUUAA
Ctenocephalides felis (cat flea) is the source of this 4607-nucleotide messenger RNA. Its product is annotated as nuclear pore complex protein DDB_G0274915. The record is from RefSeq and is a predicted model, not a curated record. Bases 50 to 4405 code for a protein of 1451 amino acids. Lineage: Eukaryota; Metazoa; Arthropoda; Insecta; Siphonaptera; Pulicidae. The transcript is spliced from 6 exons.